AUGGUCCUUUCCACUCGCAUCUGCGUCGUUGUGGCGCUUUCGGCUCUGGUGGCAGUACAAGCCCUGCCCGAAGGGAAGUCUGGAGUGGUGGAAUUGAAACCAGCCCCAACGCCAAAGGCAACAGCGACCACUACAUCCAAACGAGCAGUCAUCCCGUUACCCGAACGGAAAUCGAAACCAGCCCUACAGCCAACAACGACCACAACAUCCAAGCAUAACCGCAAACUAAAAGGCUCUCGAACUUCAACUCCGGUCACUGCCCGUACCCCCAAGCCUUCUAAAGCCCCUAGGCCAGCGACUAUUUCAGACCCCACACAAGUGCCUGCUCCAGCCCCUACACCAGCGACUACUCCAGCCACUACCUCAGCCACUACUUCUGCACCCUCCUCUGAUCCUUCCUGUCCCCGUAUUCGAAAGUCAUGGGAUGCACUCACCGCUGCCGAAAGAGAAACGUUCGUGUCUGCGAUAGAGAUCGCCAUGGAUCGUGGACUGUACCAAAAAUUCGUCCUCAUUCACCAAGAGCAAAUGGGCAACCGCGAGGCGCACGGCACGUGCGUGUUUCUGUUUUGGCAUCGCAAGUACCUCCUCGGGUUUGAAAACAUGCUGCGCAGUCUCGGGGACCAAUACAAGUGCCUCACCCUUCCGUACUGGGACUACGUCCAAAACUACGCGACCAUGCAAAACACCCCCCAAGCCCAGCGAUGUACCUCGAUUGAAACCUGCGCCCCCAUUGCGACUGGAUUGGGGGGCUCCACGCAAGGCUCAACUUCCAGCGCCUCCUUCUUUGGCUACACGUAUCCGAGCAACCGCUGCGUCAACCAACGUCCUGUGAACCACAUGUGCACUACCCCUGGCUCUGCUUCUUGUCCGAAAUGCACCCCUCGCGGCAACUGGGCUAAAACUGCCAUGAUUUCAGACAUGGGGAUUGCCAGCGUUCGCCAAAGCGUGCUGGGAGGCUCUGACAUCCUAACCGUGUCGCGCAACAUUGAAAACUCGCCCCACAACAUCCUCCACAACACGCUGAACGGUCCGAUGGCCAACGCCCAGAUCUCCCCCGUGGACCCCAUCUUUUUCAUGCACCACAACACGAUCGACUUGCUGCAUACCAUCUACUACCACUGCAAAGUCGAGUCGCUCAACUUGAGCGACUUGCAGCAGCAAAACGACCUCCGGUCGUUCCAGGGAUGCUCCACCAGCAACGGUGAAACCGUCGGGCCGACGUCCUCGCUUCGCAUGCGACUGGUCGUUUCGGGCCAAACGAUUGAAGUGGCCAACGACCCGCUCAUUGGGUCGUUCUUCAAGGACUUGCCCACGCAGUACUACAAACUCACGGACGCCCGUCAAUUGGGCUACUCGUUUGAUAUUCAGGGACUGCUGGGGGAGUUGUACACCACAUGCGGAAGCAGUAGGAGCUCCACCCGUGGCAUCAAGAGAGUUCGAGAAGUGAGCCAUGCCAACGUGACCAUUGACCACGUCGUCGAGCCAGUCGUUCUGGCAGAAAACCAAAACGUGCUGGCGUUCGAAGACGCCGUCCUUGCCCAAGCCGACAGCCAAGGACUGACCACGGACGAAGCGUACUUGGAGGUGCAAAAGAUGAACUUGUUGCUGCAGGAGAAUUGCAUGCCGGGCUCCGUCGCGGACUUUACGCCAGAGUUCAAAGCCGAGUGGCACAUCACAGGAUCGUCCAAGUCGUUUGCCCUGUUGCAGGACAUCAAAAGUGGGACCAAUCCCGUCCGCAUCGAGCACUGGCAAGACAUCCUCUCCAAGUACUACCACUGCCGCGGCGAUGUCAAGCGAGUGGCAUAACAUAAGCUUAGACAGCCAUACAAUGCCUAUUCCCGAGGCUAUUUUGCAUCGCCAUUGCUGAGUUACUGUAACCAAAGUUCUACGAACCCUUUGUCGAAGCCGCUCCCAGUGUCAGCGCUCCCGGUUCGUUUCGCCUGGCCGAAGUGACCAAGACCAAGAUGCCCAGAGACGAUUGCUCGCGGUACGACGGCCAUCCAUUCCUCCAAGGGCGGCCGCUUUGAUGACGCCGCGCGACCGCCCGCCGCCGCAGUCAAUCCACUCAUCGACGCGAAGCCCUAAAACCGAUUAGGUGCAACUUCGUGCUCGGGUAUACGCGAGCGAGAUUAUUCAAAAUAACAAUGCAUUGGGUAUACGCGAGAUUAUUCAAAAUAAC
Aphanomyces astaci is the source of this 2179-nucleotide messenger RNA. RefSeq lists its product as hypothetical. Gene Ontology annotation, molecular function: oxidoreductase activity. NCBI's taxonomy places the organism in Eukaryota, Oomycota, Saprolegniomycetes, Saprolegniales, Verrucalvaceae. The coding region runs from base 1 to 1806 and encodes 601 amino acids. The record is from RefSeq and is a predicted model, not a curated record. The transcript has 2 exons.